Messenger RNA from Ruditapes philippinarum (Manila clam), 1384 nucleotides. RefSeq names its product COP9 signalosome complex subunit 4-like. NCBI's taxonomy places the organism in Eukaryota, Metazoa, Mollusca, Bivalvia, Venerida, Veneridae. The coding region runs from base 45 to 1265 and encodes 406 amino acids. The transcript has 11 exons. Gene Ontology annotation, cellular component: COP9 signalosome; cytosol. The record is from RefSeq and is a predicted model, not a curated record.
ACGUAUGCCGUAUUUUAAAAUCGAGGUUAGCAAACGCUUUAACAAUGGCGGCGAACGUCAAACAGCAACUUGCGCUACUUGCAAACUUGUCACAUUCAAAGGAUGUCAUAGAAAAAUACAAAGGAAUACUUGAUGGAAUCUUUAAAGCAAAUGGAUGUCCAGACUUCAUACAACAGCUUCAGAUCUUCGUGGAAGCUUUGUUGAAUGAAGUUGUCAGCUUAGUGAUUUCUCGACAGUUACUGAGUGAUUUCUGCACACAUUUACUGCAACUAGAAGAUGGUAUUGCCAAACAGGUUGCCCACUUCACCCUUGAGAAAGUUCAAGCAAGAGUCAUAUCAUUUGAGGAGCAGGUGGCUGCUAUCAGACAACAUCUAGCAGAUAUUUAUGAAAGAGAAGGGUCCUGGAAGGAAGCAGCUAAUAUACUUGUAGGAAUUCCAUUAGAAACUGGACAAAAGCAAUAUACAACAGAUUAUAAACUCGAGACAUACUUGAAGAUUGCCCGUCUAUAUUUGGAGGAUGCAGAUCCGGUUCAGGCAGAGGCUUACAUUAACCGUGCUUCACUAUUACAGACCGACUCACAAAAUCAUGAAUUACAGAUACAUUAUAAGGCAUGUUAUGCCCGGGUGUUGGACUUUCGUCGUAAGUUUAUUGAGGCUGCUGUUAGAUAUAAUGAACUGUCAUAUAAAAGUAUAAUAGCUGAGGAGGAACGGAUGACAGCUUUAAGGAAUGCCCUCACCUGUACAGUGCUAGCCUCUGCUGGACAACAAAGGUCAAGGAUGCUGGCAACAUUGUUUAAAGAUGAGAGAUGCCAGAAGUUACCUGCAUACAAUAUUCUCGAGAAAAUGUACUUAGACAGAAUUAUACGUAGCAGUGAGUUGGUAGAAUUUUCAGCUUUAUUGCAGCAACAGCAGAAAGCACUCACUGCAGAUGGAUCAACCAUUUUGGAUAGAGCAGUGAUAGAACAUAAUCUGUUGUCUGCAAGUAAACUUUAUAACAACAUUUCUUUCCCAGAACUUGGUUCUCUUCUAGAAAUUCCUCCAGCUAAAGCAGAGAAGAUAGCAUCCCAGAUGAUCACUGAGGGCAGAAUGAAUGGCUACAUAGACCAGAUAGAUUCAAUUGUUCAUUUUGAAUCACGGGAGACAUUGCCAACCUGGGAUAAACAAAUACAGAGCUUGUGUUUCCAAGUGAAUAACAUCAUUGAAAAAAUAACAGUUACACAACCUGAUUGGUUAUUAAAAACAAUGGAAUCUCAAAUGAGCCAAUGAGAAUGACUUUAACAUCAUACACUUUGUGUUGAUGCGUUGGCUUCACUCCAAUGUCAAGAUGAUACUUUUGAAGUAAAAGCUGGAUGUUUGUUAGGAAAGUGACAUUUUCCUCAAAAGAA